CUCAAGCCGGGCGCUGGGCUGGGCGGGGCCGGCAGCGGGGCCCCGGCCCAGCCCCGGCAGAGCACAGCGGGAAGGCCCCGAGCCGGUCCGGUUAGCCCCGGCACCCUGCCCGACUUCCCGUCAGACGCCGGUCAUCGGACCGGUGGUGGCCCCAGCCGGCCCGGAGAGCCGUGGCCAAAGAAAAGAGUGCAAGAUUGUCACAGGAGUCCGGGAUCGGCGCCCUAGCCUCGGCUCUUCCAACUGCCGCCGCCAGGAUCCGGGGCCAGGAGCUGCCGCGGAGCCACCUGACACCUUUAAAUAGCACCGGGGCUGGCGAAACUGGAGCCCCGCGCGGCGCGCCCCGGCUCCGACGCCGGCUUGCUGGAAGCCCCGGCAGCGGCGGCGCCCGCGUCCGUGCCCUCCUCCCGGGCCCCCGCGCAGCUGUGCCCGCGUCAGCAGCCGCGCUAAUCGGCCCCGCGCCCGGCCCGCGCCCUGCUCGGCGCGGCCUCCUUCCCGCCUGCCGUCUCUCGCCCGCGCCGCCCGGCGCCCGAGCUGCCCGCGGGCUGGGUCCCCGCGGCCCGAGCCGCCCCGGCCGGGCCCCCGAACGAGGCCGAGAUGACUUCCAAGGAGGACGGCAAGGCGGCGCCGGGGGAGGAGCGGCGGCGCAGCCCUUUGGACCACUUGCCGCCGCCCGCCAACUCCAACAAGCCGCUGACGCCGUUUAGUAUCGAGGACAUCCUCAACAAGCCGUCUGUGCGGAGAAGUUACUCGCUGUGCGGGGCGGCGCACCUGCUGGCCGCCGCGGACAAGCACGCGCCAGGCGGCUUGCCCCUGGCGGGCCGCGCGCUGCUCUCGCAGACCUCGCCGCUGUGCGCGCUGGAGGAGCUCGCCAGCAAGACCUUUAAGGGGCUGGAGGUCAGCGUCCUGCAGGCAGCCGAAGGUCGCGAUGGAAUGACUAUCUUUGGGCAGCGACAGACCCCCAAGAAGCGGCGAAAGUCGCGCACGGCCUUCACCAACCACCAGAUAUACGAGUUGGAGAAGCGCUUCCUGUAUCAGAAGUACCUGUCCCCCGCCGAUCGCGACCAAAUUGCGCAGCAGCUGGGCCUCACCAACGCGCAAGUCAUCACCUGGUUCCAGAAUCGGCGAGCCAAGCUCAAGCGGGACCUGGAGGAGAUGAAGGCCGAUGUGGAAUCCGCCAAGAAACUGGGCCCCAGCGGGCAGAUGGACAUCGUGGCGCUGGCCGAACUCGAGCAGAACUCGGAGGCCGCAGGCGGCGGUGGCGGAGGCUGCGGCAGGGCCAAAUCGAGGCCGGGCUCUCCGGCGCUUCCCCCAGGCGCCCCGCAGGCCCCGGGCGCCGGGCCCCUGCAGCUCUCGCCUGCCUCUCCGCUCACGGACCAGCCGGCCAGCAGCCAGGACUGCUCGGAGGACGAGGAAGACGAAGAGAUCGACGUGGACGAUUGAGCGGCGCCCGGGAUCUUCAGCCGCCCCGGGCCCCUGGCGCCCGCACGCUCGCCGCCUCCCGGACCGUACCGCCCAGGGGAGCUGGGACCUCCUCUGCAACUCCCGCCUACUCCGCUGUCCCCGGCCCGGACUCGACUCCUGGCAGCCGCCGCCUCUUUCCUGUCGAAGCAAUAAACCUGGGCUGGCCGGCCGGGCCGGCCGCCGCACGCGACCUCCGCCAACCCCGGAGCCCUCGCCGUGCAAUUCUGUAUGGCUUCUGUAUAAAUAUUUAAACCUAUGUAGCGGGUUCUUCUCACCGCAGCCUGAUUUUUUUUUUUUCUUUUACUUUUUUUAAAUCUCGGAGAUUUCCAUGUUUUCAAAGCUCUCUCGGGCUUCUGGGUUUGCCGAGGGUGAGGCAGAUCGGAGGGCGGCGAGCACUAACCCUGCGGUCUAGAGGAGGGGGCAGCUCCGGCUGUUUUGAUUUUUUUCUGCAUGUGGAGAAUGCACUGGCCAGCUCCCUCCUCGCCUCUCUCGGCCUAUUGCACUUGACUUUUAUUUCUUUCCGCCUUUUUUCCCCCGCGUGGGAAGGGGGUGAGGGGUGCCGCCGGGUCUUGACUUGCAAGUUUCAAAAUCGAUCUUUCCUUCCCCCCGCGAGAAAAGUCUGUUUUCGAUGCCAUUUCUGCCUCCCAGUGCCCACUAACGCUAUUUUAAAGAUUCCUCUCUCUCUCAUCUCCUCGGACUGACUGCUGGAGUCUGGCUCUUAGGGACAAAGCAGGGGGAAAAUGAACCAACCGAUCAUCGAAAACAGAACCCAAAGUCCUAGAAUUAUUUUUUACUCUUUUUAGAAUUUUUUUGCAUGUGACAGAGACAGAGAGGAGACCGACCCAAGCCCUCACCCCACCUCCUCUGCAGCUCUGGGUCUGUCUUGCCAUCUCCAGCAACCCAGCUCCUAGCUCGACUUGGUCAGGCAAGGGUUGCCUGAUGAGGGUGGGUCCUGCGUGCCCCUGCCCUGCUCCUACCCUGCCCUCUCCUGCCCCGACUGUACCCAAGCCCUCUUUCUCCAGUAAAUAAAGUCUUUGCCAUUUUACUAGAA
Molecule: messenger RNA, 2512 nt
Organism: Cynocephalus volans (Philippine flying lemur)
Lineage: Eukaryota; Metazoa; Chordata; Mammalia; Dermoptera; Cynocephalidae
Gene: LBX1
Product: ladybird homeobox 1
Exons: 3
Coding region: 595-1440 (281 amino acids)
Biological process (GO): regulation of transcription by RNA polymerase II
Cellular component (GO): nucleus
Molecular function (GO): sequence-specific double-stranded DNA binding; DNA-binding transcription factor activity, RNA polymerase II-specific
Source: RefSeq, a predicted model, not a curated record